AUGUCUCAGCCGAGUAGUAGUGCUCAAUUCAAUUUCUAUAGUAAUCUGUCUUCAUCAUUAGAAGAUCCAAUAUCAACAACUACAUAUCUGCUGUCACUGCCAGUACAACUGCAACCACUACCACUACCACUGUCACUGUCACUGUCACUGUCACUGCAUAAUCAUAAUCAUAAUCAUAAUCAUGGCCAUAACCAUAACCAUAACCAUCAACGUCAUCACCAUAACAAUACUUCCAACAAUAACAAUCAUCGGAAUGAUAAAUUACAUAAAUCUAUUAAGAAAUCAUUAAGUAAAUUAACUUUUACUCCUCCUCCUCCUCCCCCCAAUGGUGUUGUUGUUGGUGGUGGUGGUGGUAGUGGUGGAACCAAUCUUACUUAUUCAAAUCCUCCUUCAACUUGUUCAUCUACAGGUCAUAGUUUUUCUGAAGCAGAUAUAUUUGAACGAACUUGUUCCAAACAUAAUUAUCAUUAUCCAUUAAUAAAUAAUCUUGAAACUCCAUCACAUUAUAAUUUAGAAAAUUAUACUUCACCUAUUUUAGAUACAGCAACAGAAAUAUUAUCUAAUAAUAUCCCAUUAGAUCAAGUGAAAUUGAAUUGUUAUUGUGAUGAAAAUGAUAAAGAAAUUGAAAUUGAAAAUGAAUAUGAAUAUGAAAAUGAAAAUAUUGAUCAAAUAAAUCACCAAAAGAAUGAUCAACAAAAGGAAGCAAAAGUUGAUGAAAUACUACAACAACAACAACAACAACAAUCACCACAACCACCACAACCACCUUCUACUACAACUACAUUUAUUCGUCCUCGAGCUAGAAGUAUUAUAUCACAAACUUUAAUAUCAACAUUGGAUCAUCAUAAUAGAAAAAUGCAUUCAUCAAUGUCAACCAAUGGAUUUAAUAAUAGCACUACCACAAAUACUACAAAUACUACUUUUACUCCUCUGCCACCUCCAUUACUUGCGAAAAGACUGAUGAGUUAUGCUGGUCAAACCCGUUAUUCUCAAAGUAAAAAUAAUAAUAAUCAUAAUAAUAUUCAUAAUCAUAAUCAAAUAAUUGAAGAUAAUGAUUCAAAUACUAAUAUUAUUGAUUUUUUUUCAUUUGCUGAUAUUAUAAAUCAUGAAGAAGUUGAAGAAGAACAAGAAAAGAAUAUUAGUAAUAAUAAUAAUAAUAAUAAUAAUAAUAAUAAUAGUCCAACUCGUAGUAGUGUUAGUACUAAUAGUAGCAAUGGUAUUGGUAUUGGUGGACAAUAUAAUCAUAUAAUAUCUUCAUCAUCAUCACCACCACCACAACAACCAGCAGCAGUAAAUGAAUAUCAUCCAAUUAGAAGAGGUAGUUGUGUUGCUACAAUUAGUGCUCAAGAUUAUAUUGGAAGAUUUUAG
Molecule: messenger RNA, 1368 nt
Organism: Candida dubliniensis CD36
Lineage: Eukaryota; Fungi; Ascomycota; Pichiomycetes; Serinales; Debaryomycetaceae
Exons: 1
Coding region: 1-1368 (455 amino acids)
Source: RefSeq, a predicted model, not a curated record